AGAUACGUCUCCUUCCGGGGCGCGGCCGUGCGUGGAGCGCGGUUGCCGUGGAAACCGCGGCCAUGGCGGCGCCCGGGUUGGGAGGCCGCACCGCCCAGUGCUCAGAAGGAGUCGUCUCGGCGGAAUCAUCCGUCACCGCCAGAACGCCAGUGUCGGUCGUAUCCCACGUGUCCCUCGAGCUGCCGGUCUCGCCGGGGCAGGUUGCAGAGCCGCCCAACAAGAACCUGUGGGAGCAGAUCUGUGAGGAGUAUGAAGCCGAGCUGCCUCCCUUUCCAGAAGGAUAUAAAGUCAAGCAAGAAGCCACAGUUACCGUGCCACCACUGGAGGACAUGGUUUUCCGUGGCUUCAACGCAGAACACCUUUAUUCAGCUCCCCGUUUAUCCGUGGACUCCCAAGUACCCUGUCCUCAAGCUCCAUGGGAAACAAUUGACCCCAAAACAUGUUCCCCCAAAGAAUAUUUGGAAACGUUCAUCUUUCCAGUUCUGCUUCCGGGAAUGGCCAGCCUGCUUCACCAAGCAAAGAAAGAAAAAUGUUUUGAGAGGAAAAGAACCAAAUUCAUUGCCUGUGAUUUUCUGACCGAAUGGUUAUACAAUCAAAAUCCAAAGAGGGCAGGGGAGCCAUUCACAGAAUUCUUCUCCAUCCCAUUUGUGGAAGAGUGGCUGAAAUAUCACCCCCGGUCAGCAAUCCCACUCUCCCUCCUGCUGACAGAAGCAGCAGCAGCACUCAUCAUUCAGUCCUUCUGGAGAGCCUAUCUGGUUCGCUGUGAUCCUGAGAUUCAAGAAUUGCGUCAGUGGCAGAAGAAACUGCGUGAGGACAAGUACAUCCGAGAGCGAGUCAAAAUAUUCUGGACCAAACAGGAAAAUAAAGAAACUCUCAGCGUUUCUUGCCUGGAGCUCUGUGUGCCUCCGGUUCUGGACCAGCCACCAAGUGAAAUGCAGAAUGGAAGAUGAGGAAGAGCCUGCAGCUAAGACGCCACAUCCUUAACCGCAGUUGGUAUCUUUUCCCUUCGGCGCUCCCAUCACCCGACUCAAGGAAAAAAAAGUUCCUUCCUCCAUGUCUUUAAAGACUAGAUUUGGUGCAUUUGAAUACAGAAUCUUUUCUGCACAAGCCAGAAUUUGUUGCAAAUCUGAUUUAGUGCAAAUAGGUUUUCGUAAGGAAGCGCUAGUGUUUUUCUGCAUUACCCCCAGUUUUAUUCUUUCAUCGUGUGUAUCUUCAGUGCUUCAGGAUUCUUGUACACCAGCCACUGUUAAAAUGUACAGUGAACUCUAGUUUCAAGAGAUGUGCAAGUGUUCUAAUUACCACUUUCCCACUUUUGGCCGCCUUUGCAAAGAUUCAUGUUUAAAAUUAAGCCCGAAACCUCUGCAGUGGGUUUUAAGUUUAUCUGGUGACACUCUUUGCAGAAAAAAAAGACACUAUCGCCUGUGGUCAUUUCCCAAGGAGACAAACCUUUAACUUUGACCCAAACCCAACAAGAUAAGACGCUUAAACCCAGACAAUAACAGAUAAGGCAUUUUUAUUGUCUAGGCCUCCAAGGAUUAUAGAAAGUUCCUCAUUUGAUGGGUAAACUGACUUAUUACCCUCAAUUGUUCUGCAGUUUGUUGUGGACAGGGCCUCUCCCAUGCAAAAUGCCACAGACAGCCUCCAGGCAGAUCUGACAGCCAAGUAGUUGGAAGGGGUUGUUUUGACAAGCUACCACACGUCUUAAGAAUAGUAAAGCCUUUAUUUAUUUAUUUAUUUUUCGCGUGUUAAGAACAGCAUUUUGAAAAUAAAACCUAUCUGCCCAUGCUUUACAUUUUUAAAUUUGUAAUGUUUAUAUACAGUCAUCUGUGGUACACAUUGAUUGUCUUGAAAUUUCUUUAACGAUUUUUUUUUUCUUUUUAGAAGUAUGCAACAGUCAGCCAGGUUACAUUAUAAAACACACAUUAAUACAUUUAAUAAAUAUAUAUUAUCUAUCAAAAACGAGCCUUAGCUCUUUAUCAAUUAAUAAAAAGCACCUGCUGAGAACUCCCCUAAGCUGGUAUAAUCAUCGCGUCAUUGGAUUAUAAAAGCCACAAAUGCUCCCUUUUUGUCUGGGGUUCAGCGCAGCCUGGCCUCACCAGGAAGGCCACCCCCACUCUGCUGCUGUUCAGCCGGUCCCCAUGAAAUCUGUGCUGAAACAAUGGAUCUCUAGCUUUCAGCCAGCAAAUCUGCAACCCUCCAGACACACAGAACUGCCCAGUUU
Molecule: messenger RNA, 2221 nt
Organism: Sus scrofa (pig)
Lineage: Eukaryota; Metazoa; Chordata; Mammalia; Artiodactyla; Suidae
Gene: IQCK
Product: IQ motif containing K
Molecular function (GO): protein binding
Source: RefSeq, a predicted model, not a curated record